Messenger RNA from Lymnaea stagnalis (great pond snail), 13881 nucleotides. The record is from the annotation of a GenBank genome assembly. NCBI's taxonomy places the organism in Eukaryota, Metazoa, Mollusca, Gastropoda, Lymnaeidae.
ACAUCAUUUGAAUCAUUAAAAUGAGUUAGUGAAUGAAAACUACCAAUCAAGGCAAGUAGACUCAAGUGAGUGGUAACCAUUAAAAUAGAAAAAUUAAAUAAGAUUAGGCUAGGCUACUCUAGGUUAGUCGCCAUUCAAUGGGCCAUUUCUGUUAUAACUAUACUUAAAGUUUAUUCUAUUAUUUGAUUAGCCUAAGCUGCCUAUGAAAUUAUUUAUGAUCGGCAUAUCAUUAUGUGUUAAAAGUACUAAAAGUGUAUUAAAUAAGCCGUUAAUAAGCCUGCUCAUGGACACGACAUGUCAAUGGCAUGAGUUGGCUUAACUUAUUGCAUUCACAUCAUGGUCAUGGCGAAGUCAGAGCUCCUAACAAUGGAUUAUGAUUAUUUGCUUUUGUGUUCACAUUCAUGACUCUGAUAAAAAGCAGAACAUUAUUGAAAAAAAGUGCAUUCAAUCUUACUAAAUAAGAGACACUUUAACAUUAUUCUUUUAUAUAAUAAUUAUAAAUAUUUUAUUUUUUUAAACUACAUUCAUUGAGUGAAUAAUUCAGGUAUGUGUGGUCUGAAAAAAGGCCUCUGGUCAAGUUACAGGCCCUCUUCUUAUUUGACCGGUGGUGGUGGUGGGGGGGGGGGGGGGAUCUUAGAAAAUGUUCUAGGGCAGGGUUUCUUAACAAUUUUGUAUUUUUUUUUUUUAAACUAAAUUCAUUGAGGGAAAAAUUCAGGUAUGUGUGGUCUGAAAAAAGGCCUCUGGUCAAGUUACAGGCCCUUUUCUUAUUUGACCGGUGGUGGUGGUGGGGGGGGGGGUGGAUCUUAGAAAAUGUUCUAGGGCAGGGAUUCUUAACAAUUUUGUAGCAUUGAAUCCUCUCUCAUUUUCAAAACAUUUCCUGCAAACCCACUCCCACAUACCGGUAUAAAUUAUAUAGUAAUAAAAUGUUUUAAAUGAAAAUAAUUAAACUAUUUAUUUAGUUAUUGUAGUUGUAUUUCUUUUAUUAUCUCUUCUAGUAAUGACCUACUUUUUUGCUAUGUAAAGCCUCAGUACUGGCUAUUAUUUUGCCGGUGGCCCAGACAUUAUUUUGGAAUGAGGCAAAAUUGAUAGAUUGGCAAAUUAUUUUGUAACUUUUUUGUUUUAAACAAUUGAUAAUAAUAUGAAGAGAAUUAUCUGUUCAGAAAUGGAUAAGUGUGUUAAAAAUGUAUUUUGUUCACUCCUUUCAUUGGGAAUGGCACACUAGGGGAUAGUGUGGCCAGCACAGUGCCCAGCCGCUCUUACUUUGCCCUAAUUUUUGUCAGGUACCCAUCAAAGCUGGGUAGAUUCAGGGACAGCCUAAAGACCCAGGAACAAAUCCUAGCCUUGACCAGGAUUUGAACCUGGGCACAGUCGAGCACUGCCACUCGGCCACCAUGACUAAGAAACAUUGUAAACGUUGAUUCUCUGGCCCUAUGCACAAAUUGGUUUAACAGGGAUACUUUUUUUUAAGUGUCUUAUUUCUAAUUUGUGUAGAUGUUGCUGUUGAUGAUAUUAGUAGAAUAUACUAGUGUUGUUUUUGUUGACAUUGUAGUUUCUGUUGUGUAUAAAAUUAAGGAUAGAGCAAUACAAUACAUUAAUGCAAUACAACAAUUAGACAAGAAUAGAAAAGAUUCUAAGAAUAGAUUAAAGAAAUAAAGAUUUGUAAGAAGAACAAAUGAAGCUGCUAAUUAUGUAGGUGAAGAUAAUGAAGAUGAUGACUAAAGACAUCAUAUCAUUAAUAAAAAAAAUAUAUCAUUAAUAAAAAAAAAGAACAUUGAUUAUACGCAAAAAAAAAGUUUAAUGCAAUAACAAUCAGACAAUGGUUUAUUUCUUUUGUUUUUUACUUCCACUGGCUUCUGUCUCCGCACAAAAAACUCAGUAAUUGUUAGAUUUUCAUAAUUUAAAAGGCAAAAUAAAAUUCUACUAUUCCCCUAACGAAUAAACAUUCUGCCCGAGACUGUUGUGAAAGUUUAUAUACUUGUUUUUCUGUUUAUUUUAGAUACCCCUCUAUAUGGCAAAUAGACACACUUAAGCCACAGGGAAAAAAAUUGGCUGGUGAAAGAAGACACGCUUGGGUGCUGUAAGGGUUAACUUUCCAGGAACAAGAAAAAAAUUAACAGUAGAAAUAGAAGUAAUGUGCUAACGAAAUUGCCCAGAAAAAAACAUUUACUGCUGCUAGUCAAAAUGUUUAAAAGUAAUUUUUUUUAAUGGCAGCAAUAACUAGCAAUGGCAGCAAAUACAAUUUUCUGGAUCUUCCACACCACAGUGGGUGUUGUCACGCCUAGUUAAGAUCAACUGAAUAGGAAAAUGUUUCUGACACAGGGGAAGUAAUUUGAUAUUCUUGGGAGGUGAAUUUUUAAGGGUUUGUAAAGGACAGUGGUGGACAGAGAGAUUUUUUUUAUAUAUACGGGGUGGUGCAGAGGUUUGUGAUGUUAUAUAUGAAGGUGGUCUAACUUUUGGUUAUAAUGUGGGUAGAGGAUGUCAAAUGUCAGCACAAUUUGCCUGAUGUCAUUUAUGGGUGCCCCCCUCUAAGCCGACUCAUGAUUUAAUAAUAAUUUUGUAUAAAGCCGAAGCGGUUUAAAGGUUUGGUUUCACCUCGCCGUGUCUGGUGAGCCAUUUUGUUUUGUGAUUCAGUUAGCUUUUUCAUGUUUACAGCCUGAUUUAGCUUAUUUUUAUUGAUUUUUUGAAUGCCUAUUUGUUGAUUUCUUACCGUUAUUAGAGGCAGUGGUUUAGGAACACUCCCCAUUAGAGAUUUACAAAAUAGUUAAGCUGUAGAAUUAGUUAAAUACUGCAAUAUGAUAUUAGUUUUACACCUCAAGCAUCUAAUUCAGAAAAAUAUCUGCAACCACAUUUUAAAUUUUGACUAUGAUCAUGUCGUAGCUGUAAUCAUAAUAAACAUCUUUAUAUAAUAUUUUUUAUGAAACUACACAGCCUAUUAUCCUGAUACUGAUCCUGAUUAUUUACUGGCAUCAAGAUCUUUUAUUUUAAAAACACAGCAUAAGGUUUAUAAUUUUACUCAGGGUAACGGCAAUGUAAUUAUUUUAUAUUUAUUGUAACUUUGCACUGAUUUUUUAACUGAUUGGUGUGUUUUACUAUAAAGUAGGCAAUUUUUUAUAUUUCAACCAGUUUGAAAACAUUUGGAUAUAUUAUUUUUCAUUAGAUCUAUUAUCAGUCUAACAAUGCUAGGAGUGAUUUUUGAAAGGGAUAAACUAUGAAAUAGUCUGGUAGUGUUUUGAAGAUUUUCAAUAAUUUUUACUCUCAAUUUUCCUUUUUUAAAUAACUUAUUCACUAAUAAUUUUUUUAAAAUUCUGGUAACAAUUCUAAAAUCAGUUAUAAAACCACAUUUAAUUCCAUUUCCAAUGAUAUUUAACCCUUCAGGUCUAGCAUUUACCAUAUACCCCACUUAUAGGAUGCAGUGGGCUUAUAAGAUGCACCCCUUUUUUUUCGAAUGACUGUAAUUUCAUCUCAUAAUUUUUAUUAGCGCCCCCCCCCCCCCAACCCCAUGUUUUUGGCGUAUUUUAAGGUGAAAAAUGUUUUCUAUAUGCCUGCAAAUAGGUAACUUAUAGGAUGCAGUGGUCUUAUAAGAUGCACCCCUUUUUUUUCGAAUGACUGUAAUUUCAUCUCAUAAUUUUUAUUAGCGCCCCCCUCCCCCCAACCCCAUGUUUUUGGCGUAUUUUAAGGUGAAAAAUGUUUUCUAUAUGCCUGCAAAUAGGUAAAUUGGCUCAGGAUAAUGAGAAUAUGUUUUGAUGGUAUUUAUUAAAAACUCACGCUGCAUUUUUCUGGCCGUAUCUGUUGAGUUAAAUAAAAUGUGUAUAAAUUAUUUGUUUUCUUAAUGAAACUUGAAGAAAAUUUGAAGAUUUAUUGUUUAUUGAAUAUGCUUUUUGUGUAGAAAAAUAUUGUAAGAGGACAUUAGUUAAUUUUUUUAAAAUCUACUUUUGUCUGAGCUGUUGUCAAAAAAAAAAAAUUCUUUUAUAGUUGAAAUUUUUAUCAAAGUUAUUUUAUAGAAAUACAUUCAAUUUCCUUUCUAUUGAUAUAAACACUUGAGGUCUAUCUAUUACAUGUGUAAUAUAAGUGUUAUAAUUAUAAGAAUUGACACAAAAAUACAAAUAACAAAUGCCCUCUCUUCAUAUAGUCUAAGUUUUACUAGAUUAUUAAAUAUAUCAACAUUUAUUGAGUAUUUCAUCUUUUAUUAAGAUUAAGUUGUAAUCUCAUGACAUUGAGAUUUUGUCAACAAAAAGGGCAAAUUGGAAGCAAUGGAUUUAUUGUGCAUGUGCAAUAACAUCAUACAAACAUUGCGCCAUUGGUAACUCCAAUUAUUCAAGGUGGGUUCAUCUCGCCCCACCAGCUCACUUUGGGUAAAAAAACGGCCAAAUAAGCAUGUCUUCACUCAAGGAUGGCCCUUAACUCGUGUCUUUUCCAGUUUAUUUAAGUUAAACUUUAAAUAUUUUAAUUGUGUUUACAAGUGAUGCAAACUUAACUCAAUUAAAACUGAUGAUAGCCACAGCAAACAAUUGUAAAUUUAAUUAAUCUAAGAUAAAAUUCAUAAUUCUAUUAAUUAUAAGGAUGAAUAGUUUACAGCAGAGUACAAAUUAUAUUUGUAUUAUAUAACCAAAAAAAAAAAUAUUCCAUGAAUGAUCAAUUGGCAUUUCUUUCCAUUUAUUUUAGGUUCACAUAGAAUGAGAGAGAUGAAAAUGUACUCACAACUUUGCAUCGUUUUGCUCUGGGUCAUUAUAAUGGUUAAAUCUGGAUACUGUGUGGAAAACUACAUUAAAGAUAUUUCAGAGCUAACAGAGCCUUUAGAUGGAGAUGGGAUGACACAAGAAGAUGAAAGAAGUAUGGGUUUUUUUUCUAUACGCAAAUUUACACAUUUAUGAAGAAAUAAAAAUCUGCAAUGUGCCACACUUUUAAUUUUACAAGAUGCAAAGAAAUUUCUACAGAUGGGUAGAAGAAUAGAGGAUAUGUGGAAACAAUGAGCCUCAUUUGCUUUGGUUUUUUUUUUAAUUUUUCCUGGAAAACUGAAAUCAGUGCAUUUAAAAAAAAAAAAAUUCAACAAAAUUUAUAAGUUUUCAUUUAACUAUCAUUGUUUCGAAUACAUGCAAUCUUUGCCUUCUUGAUAAUUUUUGGAUUAGUUUUAAAAAACCCAAACAAGUGUCAUUUUUUAAUUUUGCUUUGUUUAAAAACAAUGUAAUUGUUUCAUCAUUUAGUCAAUUGAAUUUAUUGCACUACCAUAUUUGAAUGUUAUGUGCACAUUUUUUUUCCCCUAUAAUCCCUUUGAAAAAUCCUGUAUGGCUGUUUAACUCUGAAUUUUUUUUUUUAAAUGUUAAAAAAUAUGGGUAAAUUGUAUAACUUGGCAUGUAUUGAUGUUAUGUAUAUAAAAAUUCCAGAUAUGAUGGUAAGAAAUAAUAUUAGAUUGGGACAGGAAACAUAGAGCUUAGAAAGAAAAACCAUUACAUUGAUUUUUGUAUUGAAUUUUGAAUGAAGAGUUUUUUUUUUUUUUUUCUAAAUUAAGAAUAAUUAUAGUAUUAAUAAUGUUUGUGAUGUAGUUUGGUGCACACCAGAACAAGUCCAUUUUGCCUACGGUGGCUUAGUAUUUGAUGUGACGGUCAAACAUAGAGCUUAGAAAGAAAAACCAUUACAUUGAUUUUUGUAUUGAAUUUUGAAUGAAGAGUUUUUUUUUUUUUUUCUAAAUUAAGAAUAAUUAUAGUAUUAAUAAUGUUUGUGAUGUAGUUUGGUGCACACCAGAACAAGUCCAUCUUGCCUACGGUGGCUCAGUAUUUGAUGUGACGGUCAUGUGGGCAACAAGGGGACAUUGUAAGAUGGGGGUCAGGUAUGCAGCUCAUCCUUGGAAUCUUGACCUUCAGGCAGAGGGAAGAGACAUGGAGCUAAAUUAUGCUGAAAACAAGAGCUAUAAAUAUAUUCACCGAGCUGAUUUAAAGGUCUGAAUGUUUUCAAGUCUGCGUCUCAUAUUUGUUUGUCAUAAGUUAUCUCAAUUAAUUCGUGCCCAUUUAUCUGGACACCAAAUGUCUUUUGUAACAAAUUUCUCUGAAUUUUGCUUCUUCUGAAUUUGAUUUAGGUUGUUGUUCUCAUUUGUGCAUGUGGCGCUUCCAUUUUCUGUGCCUACAUGUUCUCUUUUAUUUUAUAAUAAAAUGGUGGGUUAUGUUUUAAUAUUUUUAUAUUGAAGAUAAUAACAAAUGGGCAAAUGAUAUGGUGAAUUUUCCAGGGACUGUUGCCUUCAACAACAUAUUACUUUCGUCCAGUCACAAACCAUGAUGUGGGAAUUCAAUCGUUAAUUUUUAAAACACCUGGUACCUGCAAUGAGGUAAGUGUGUUAUUGGUUUAUGGAUAAACCAUUAAAAAAGGUAUACACAGUUCAAAAAUAUUUUUUUUAGAAAUACUAUUUACAGCAAGAGACUUCAAAAAAAAAGAAUUAAAAUAAAGAACUGUUCAAUUUUAUAGAUGCUGACUUCAUAUUUUAAUUAAUUUUUUUUUUGUUGCAUUUAAAAAAGGGUCUGUACCAGUUGCUUUUUUAAAAAAUUUUUUAUGAUACAUUUGAGCAAAUUUGUGUUAAAUAGAUCACUAGAGCAUUUUGUUUGAUGAGACCCUAAUGUAGGAUUUUCUUGCUUUAACUUUCCCAAGCCACAAAGCUAUGACCAUUCCCCCUGCUGGGUGGGGUGGGUGGGAGAGACCAGUUAACAGUAGGUUUUCAAUUUGCCUCUGCUUACUUUACUUCACUUCAGAAUACCAUUUUGGUUUUGUUCCAGACAUGGUCACCACAUUUUUUAGUGGCCAGUAAUCUGGAUUCUGAAACAACAAUCAAGUCAAUUGUGAAAAAAGUUAGGAGAGGUGAUUACAAUGCUUUGCUCUACAACGGAGACCUCAGUGCCAAACUGGUCCCCAAAUUCGAACAAGUGAGUAUGCUCAAGCAAUGAAACUGCUCUCCCAUAAAGGUAUCCCUUAAGUCAGAUCAAGAUAGAGAAGUUUUAGAUUAAGAUAUACAAAGAAUAAAUUGAUGAAACUGUACCAUUUGUAUUUUAUCGCCACCACUCGCCCCACACACUUUUUCUCCCGUGGCUAUUUAUUUUUUAAUUUUGCACUUAUUAUAUUCAGAUGCUAUUUAAGAUUUUUAAAGGUGUUUUAACAUCUCCAUCAGGCCACCUGUGUGUCUAUAGAAUGGGAAGUUAACACCACUUUGGUUGUUUACAAAGCUAUACUUACAAAAUUAACGCAUAUGUUAUGGCAAUUAUUGUGUUUGUUAUCACAUUAAAAUGUCUAAUAUCUAACCUAAGGUUUUGUUUGCUCUAUUCAUAGAAAGACACAUCAUUCCUGUCACAGAUAGCACAGGCCGCGUCUUUCCUACCCUUCAUGACAGCCCCGGGCAGGAAAGGUAUAGCAAAAUACUGAUAUCACCUCAGUUUGAAUCUGUUGAGUGUCUGCCAUGCAUGUGAGACUGCUGCUCACCUUCACUCUCAUGCUUAAAAGUAUUUUACAUUUGUGAUGUUUAUAGAAACCAAAGGUUUCAUGCAAGGAUUAGUUGUGCUUGUGAAUGCGCCUGUGUUUAUCUCUGUGCAACAUUAUGAUUUCCUCAUUAGAUACCACAGACAAUGAAGAUGGAUUGUACAUGUAUAGAAACAUAUUCUCCAUGCCUGGUGCAGAAUGGCCAAUGUCUCCUAACAAACUGUGGUACAGUCUGAAUAUUGGACCAGUGCAUCUUAUCAGGUAAAUUUCUUUAAAAUGUACACUGACAAAGCAUGAGCUGUGCCAUUAGCAAAAAUGUUUAAAUAUAAAAAUUUGAGAAUUAAAGGUAGCCAGGUUUUUCAUCAUUAGUUUCUAAUGAAUUUAUAUGUGUGUAAUGCAUUUAAGAUCCAAUUUAUUUGUUGCAAUUUAUCAACAGCUAUUCCACUGAUGUCCUGUUUGACUCAGAUGCCAAGAAUGCCAAUCUGCAGAGAGACUGGCUGGUGAAAGAUUUGACAGAGGCCAACGAGAAGAGGGAGGAAACUCCAUGGGUCAUAGCCUUCGGCAGCCACCCGAUGUAUUGCUCAUUUGGUGUCAGCGGUGUUGAUGACUGUGCACAGAAUACAUCCAAAGUGAAACACGGGUAAAUGCAAAAAGCUUGACUUGUAAAUAUUACUGCCAGAAAAACUAAGAUGUACUUUUGGAUCAGUCAUUGGUAAUUAAAUUAAGCUUUAUCUGUUUUUAUUUCUACCUCAGGAAAUUUUUACUGCAUUGAGGUUUUUUUUAAUAGUAAGAAACAAAGUUAAUCAAUUUUAGAUCUACUCUGUUACCUUUGUUACCUGUAGUCAGCAAAAGCUAUUACAUUGUCUAUUAACAGUUUAGAAGACAUCUUCUACCAUUUUGCCGUAGAUCUAAUUAUCACAUCCCGUCACACGCUGUAUGAACGGUCAUGGCCUCAGUACAAAGGUGUUGUUAUAAACACAACCUACCAUCAGCCUAGAGCCCCCAUUGAAGUCAUCAUUGGGUCAGGGAGUCCUCCUCUGUCAACCCCUGAGGACAAUAGUACCACGUCACCGAAUCCAGCAACCCCAGGUAUGCUUACGUUUUACAGACCUGUCUACCCUUACAAUUUUGGCGUACAAUUUGCAAUUUUGAGAUAUCUCUUACGAUCUUACGCCAAGACCCGUCAUAACUAUGAUUUUGAUAGACAUGGUUUUAAAAAAAAUUUUCCCCCACCAAUUAGGGUGGGGAUGUUGGUCACCAAACCAAAUAAUAACCCCCCCAGCACAGAAAGUUUACAGUGUUUUGCCACUAGGCUAAUUAUUGCUACAGCGAUUUCUAGCAAGCUAUUUAUGAAAAUAGAAAGCACUAGUUUGCAGGUAACUGCGAAAAAAUGUGGUGAUAUUUGUAUAGCCUUAAUAGGCCUAGUAAUAACUCAUGGAUUUAACAUAUUUUUAGGUGACAUUUGGCUCUAUUAGAGACUGUCAGGAUAAUUAUUGUAGAUCAUAUGCAUAAAUUUAGGUACAUUCUGGUGACCUCCCCUCCUCCCACGAACUUAUACACAUCCUCAAUGUCUACAUAAUAUCUGGAAUGCGUGUUACGUUGACAGGGUGUUGUAUGAAAAUAUGUUGUUGUUGUUUAUAUCCUUACGUUAUAUAUGGAUGUUCCAUUGUCCAAUCAACUCUGACAUUCAAAUUGGACGUGCACAUUGCAUGGAUGAUUUUAAUGUUAACAUCAGCGCUCCUUUUUCAAGUUGGACGUGCACAUUGCAUGGAUGAUUUUAAUGUUAACAUCAGCGCUCCUUUUUCAAGUUGGACGUGCACAUUGCAUGGAUGAUUUUAAUGUUAACAUCAGCGCUCCUUUUUCAAGUUGGACGUGCACAUUGCAUGGAUGAUUUUAAUGUUAACAUCAGCGCUCCUUUUUCAAGUUGGACGUGCACAUUGCAUGGAUGAUUUUAAUGUUAACAUCAGUGCUCUCCCUUUUUCAAGAAUACAUUUUUUUUUAAAAAUGCAUUCUCAAUUGCUCUGCACAGCAGCGUUAGAUUUUGACAUAUUCCAUAAGAUCUAGUUAGCUGAGCUUAAAAACUAUUUUUAGAUGUCAUUUAGCAGCUAUACAAUUUUAAUACCUUGGUAUUUGUUCCAUCACUUCUCUUCCCCUCUCCCAAUAUAUCUUGCGUUAGUUAUUCUAUACAUUAUACUGUAUUUUAUUAACUAUUGCAAUACAGUAUUGUACAAUUUUUAGAUGGAUAAGUACUAUUAUGAGAAUAUAUUGUACUGUACUGUGAAUUCCUGUGUGACCAGGUCUGAUUUUUACCACUUAUUAGUCUUUUGAAAUCUAAAUAAAAAAUUUCCUGGUAAUUUGACUAUACAUUUGUACCACCAAGAUAAUAAUAAUAAUAAGACGUCUUAUAUAGCGCGGUAGCCCAGCCUACAUACAAAUUUUAUCAAAAGAGACAUAAUCAUGACAUUAUGAUCUGAUUGAAAUAGUUUUAAAUGAUGCAAACUGUCAGAAGUUUUAUUCCAUUAGUGCAAAGUUAAUUGUUUUAGCUUCUCCUCCAAGAUAGUUACUUUAAAGAUCUACAAACUUUAUAUGUUAUUUUGUGGGAAUUUCCAAUAUUUGCUGUGCAUGCUCGAUAAAUAAAUGUUUCCUCCACACCAGCCGAGUGGUCAGCCUUCCAUCUGAUGAACACAACUGACAAUAGCUUUGGCUCUCUUUCCGUCAUCAAUGCAAGUCACUUGGAGUGGACACUAUUUUCUCCAGAUGGCAACACUGUGCUGGACAGCUUCUGGGUUGUCCAAGACAAUCAUGGGAAUUUCAGGUUUGGUGCAUUUUCUAUUCUAAAGAUAUUACUGUUAGAUUCUAAUUUUAUAUAUUGUAUAUUUUAGCUGUUUUGUCCAACUGUUUGAAAGUGUUGUUGUUCGUUCUUCACAUGUGAGGAUGACCAAGGCAAGAGUAGUAGAUUUGACUUGAGCAGUAUUUUGUUUAAAGUGAGGGAGGGUUGCUCAAUUCGUCACCCUCACUCUCUCAUCCUUGCCUUUUGUUCCAAUGGCAAGACUUAGUCAAGAUGACUGGAAAUUGUGUCGAUUCUUCUGUCCGGACUUUGCGGGAGAGCACUGAUGAUGUGAAGACAUGGAUGACGACACUCAGCAAGUUGAAGCUUAACGAUGACAAAACGGAAGCACUCCUUAUUCACGAUCACAAAUCAUCCUCUAACUCAGCUCUCCCCACUUCAUUUCAUGUAGAUAACUCCGACAUACAGUUUACAUCCUCUUCUAGAAAUCUUGGUUAUAUUCUGUCUCACAACAUGUCACUUGAUUAUCAUAUCUCUCACAUUUGUUGCUCUGCAUACACCGCUAUUCGUCAGAUCAGCUCCAUCUGCCACUACCGCACAGCGCAACAAAAACCCUAGUCUGUGCUCUUGUUCUCUCUCAUCUUGACUGUUGUAACUCUCUUCUAUCAGGUUCUCCAAAAAACUUCUUAGAAAAAUUACAAAAGGUUCAAAUCUCAGCUGCUAGGCUAAUUCUAAAGACAAAAAAACGUGAUCACAUCACACCACUACUUCAUUCACUUCAUUGGCUCCCUGUACAAGCACGGAUUGAGUACAAACUCUGUUCUCUGCCACAACUUUUUCUCAAAUUCCUCCCCUUCCUAUCUAACUAAACUUCUCUCGUCUAUUUACCCCUUCAACAGCUUCGCUCCUUCACAGAUGCAUGUAUUCUUUCUGUCCCCAAGACUCUCACAAAAACAUACGGUCGUUCUCUUUCUGUGCCCCCAAACAAUGGAAUUCUCUUCCACUACACAUUCGCAAUAUACCGACCAUCACAGCCUUCAAAACUGAAUUAAAAAAACAUCUCUUUAAACUCUACUAUCCUGACUGAUUUCCCCCUCUGACCAAUAAAUGAUGCUGCUGGCUGCCAUCCAUGGCUUGACAUCUAAAUAGUUCUUGAAUGUGUGGAGGGAAUAUACAUUUGUUUUGUUUUGUUUAAUUAAUGUAUGUUAAUUUUUAAGUUCAUGAUUAUGUUUGUUUAAUUGAAUGUACAGCGUGGUGAGACUAGGGCUGGGGUACCGCGCUAUAUAAAACCACCACUAAUAAUGAUAACAAUAUUAAAAAAUAGACCAGGAAGCAAUAGAUGACCAGCAGUAUAUGUGUAAAGUAAAGCUCUAUAAAUAACUAGUGCGGCAAAACAUAUAUUCCUCAAAACUACCAAAAAAUAUAUUUCUAUUAACUAAUUUUUUAUAUUUUUGACAAGUCUGCUAUUCAAAAAUAUUUUCAUUAUUGAUUUCUGUGCUAAUUAGUAAUAUUUCUGUGCUCUCUCUUUUGACAGUUUGGCUAACCUCCCUCACAACGUCAGCCAUCAGAUCAACCAGACCAUCAUUGCACUAGGAGGCAAGCCGGGGACCUAUGACUUCAUCAGUGGCAGCACUGGUGAUCCCAGUGAAGGGGAAGGUUUGUCCAAGUACUCGCUGUGGUUAGGACUUGGUGUCCUGGCUGUGGUCAUGGUUCUCGUGCUGGGCCUGGUGGCCGUACGGUCCUGCAUGAGGAGGAAGAGAGCUCGGGCUGGACGCAGGUGGAGGGAUGUGGAUGGACACUCGGGAGAGGGGUCGUUCUACUCUGUGGCGUCUGAUACGGACACUGAUGACAAUGACUUUGAGAUUGAUGUCUACGACAGGACCAAUAAGCAGAGCUCUAAACUCCUCACCCCUUACUGAGCUAUGAACUGGUUUCACAGGAUUUCAAGACUGGUUUGACAGGAUUUCAAGACUAGUUUCACAGGGUCUCUGGACUGGUUUCACAGGGUCUCUGGACUGGUUUCACAGGGUCUCUGGACUGGUUUUACAGGGUCUCUGAAAACGUUGCAUUAACAUGGUGACACACUGGCUUCAUUUUAUUACUCUUCAUUCCUGAUGCUUCCUCUUUGGUUCUUUAGUGUCAUGUGUUUUUAUUUCAAAUAUUCGGAUCCUAUUUGUCUUUCAAUCUGUGAUGUAUGUGGGGAAAGUAAAGCUGUGAGGCUUUUAUUAGAAUCAGGGUAAUAUCUCAGCCAGUAAUGGAUAUAUAAGCCUGAGUCUGUUUACUGUCAAAUUUAUUGAAGUCCAUUUAGCAAAUUACAAUCAUACCUUAAUUUUUCUGCAUAAAUGUUGGGUAAUUUAUGUGCAAUUAUUAUUUUCAUCUGCAAGGUAAUAGUUUCAAAUAAAACUGGUAGGACAUUCACAAGAUGACAUUUUUUUAUUGUGAUGAAUCUCUCACAUUAUUUAUUGAAUGCAGAUGACAUAAUUUUCCUCAGUGGCCUUGUACUGAAGCAUCUCAGAAGGUGAAAAUCUUCAGUUACCUUUCAUUGUGUUUACAUGUCAUAGUUACAGGUACUAAUAACUAUUCAGAAUUCACUGUUCACAACAUAUUCAUUCUUAAAAAGCAUUGCCAUUGAGGGGGAGGGGGGGGAGGGGGAGAGUAUAUGUUGGGAGGCAAAUGUUUUACAAAAUAUUUUGGGCCCUUUUGAUUGAUGAAUUUAUCCUGUACAUAAGGUAUAUUGAAUGGCUCUGAAUAUAUGCCUCACUUUUUUCACCCCAAUGUAAGUCUUUAAACUAGAGGUGCAGCUUGGGUUUAUAUUUCUCAGAAUUUUGCUUAUCCCGUGAAAAUGGGAAUAAAGUUUUCCUCUUGCCGGGAUUUCUUUACACUUUAUAUGAGUUUUGCCUUCUGGGCAGGUCCCAAAUUCUAGUUUUUGAUCCAUCAGGAGAUAUUUACAAGCCAAUGUUUCUAUCAAUUUGUAACCAGGCGUUCGUUUCGAUUCAGAAACAAUUUAACAUGUUAAUAUAUCUUACUACCUAGCUUUGGAAAAAAAAACAACAUCCAUAAAAUAAAGGUACUUUGACACAUGAACAUCUAGAGAUAAAAUAAGUUACUGAAGCACAGGUUCCCAGCCCACGGGACCUGACCUCAAAUGGGGUUGCCAAGGGAUUUCUGUGAGGUCGCCUUCUGAAACAAUAUUGUGAGAGAAAUAUUGAUUUUUAAAUGACUUUAUUUUUGAACUGGUGUCUUAUAGUUUGAGUCACACUUUGGAUCAUGGCAUCAAAUAUUUUGUUUAGUAGAAUGGUGGAGUGGUUGGUUAUUCACAGUCGGCUGGGAAUAAUAAUGAUUGCUAUUGGUAGUGAACUAUUUAUCAGCUGGGAAUAAGGCUAAGUGCUAUACACAGUCAGCUGGGAACAACAUUGACCGCUACUCCCAUCCAACUGUGUAUUAUGAUAUCAGAGGCGUAGCGAGGGUGUUUCACGCUCGGGGACAAGAUCCAUUUUAAAGUGCCCCUCUUUUCUUUUUUUCAACUCUCAAACUCAUCAAUUUUACCAAUAAUAUAACAUGAAAGCACAUUUCUGCGCCCCUAACUAGCUUGGGCCCGGGGACAUUUGUCCCCCCCCCCCCGCCCUCCCCCUCGCUACGCC